Lutzomyia longipalpis is the source of this 9292-nucleotide messenger RNA. It is a transcript of the gene Su(Tpl), whose product is annotated as RNA polymerase II elongation factor Ell. Lineage: Eukaryota; Metazoa; Arthropoda; Insecta; Diptera; Psychodidae. The transcript has 12 exons. The record is from RefSeq and is a predicted model, not a curated record. Gene Ontology annotation, cellular component: transcription elongation factor complex. Gene Ontology annotation, molecular function: cis-regulatory region sequence-specific DNA binding. Bases 742 to 2703 code for a protein of 653 amino acids. Gene Ontology annotation, biological process: positive regulation of transcription elongation by RNA polymerase II; transcription elongation by RNA polymerase II; snRNA transcription by RNA polymerase II.
GGAAUUCGGAAAUUCGGUGCAUUCCGGAGCAAGUGAUUCAGUCAGUCUGUGUCAGGCUGCGCGACACACGGUCGCUUGUGCACGUAAUUUUUGUCACAAGACAGAGAAGGAAGAAAAAAAGAAAGGAGGAAUUUUGGUAAAGAAAUUGAUAGUGUGAGUUUUUUAUUUUAUUUUCCUCGAUUACUUUUUGGUUUUCCUCCGGACAUUGAAGGAUUCUGUGGGGUGGUGGUGUGUCAAAAUACAAUUUUAAUCGAGCAAAGAGAGAGAGAAAAAAAGUGAGUGCAAAGUGGAGUGAAUUUUUCAUGGUAAACUCUCGAGUGUGACCCCCAUAGGACAGAAGAGAUAUUCAUAUUUUUUCAUUUACAAGGAAGAAGUAAAGAUCAAUUCAAUCCCAGUGACUUGAUACGAUAGCACAGGACCCCAUAGGUGGUCGGUGGGUAGCGUAGUGGUGGACAAAGGAGUGCGUAGAGGCGAGGAAUUUGCCCCGAAGAAAAAAAAUCGUGAGAGAAGUCUUCAUUUUGGCAUUAAGAAAAAGACAGGGGAAAGGUAAGGUAGCAGGAAGCCCCACUUUUGGGUGACAUUUUGCCAUAUUUGGCAAUUUUUUCCCCACACCCAGUGCUGCGGAAUCCCUCGGCAGGACAUCCCUCUGCAGUGUGGUGCUGGUGAAUUGGCGCACCCCAUCAAGUGGGCGCUGCAAAUUCGAAAGGUUUUUUUACGUGGCACAUUUGAAAGCAACUCAAGAUGGCCGCCCUGUGCACUGGUAUUUCAUAUGGUUUGUCGCAGCUGCAGGGAUCUGCCACCUCCACGGAUGGCAAGGAGUUGAUCUUCGUGAAGCUCACUGAUUCAGCUUAUCGUGCCAUUGAGGAAUUUCAGCGAAAUCAAAGCAAAACCUGUUCACAAGCAACAAUACAAUUUCUCGGAAAUGAAGGGUUUAUCUCGUUCCCAUCUGUUGCAAACAGUGGUGGACAAAAAUUCAGUUUCUCCCUGUCGGAGAUUGAGGGUCCCGCGGGAUCUUUCGAAUGUAUCCAGCAGAGUCAGGGGCAACUCGAUGUUUUGGGCACAUUGUCCAACAAAAUGCGAAUACAUGCCAAUGAUGAUGUGUAUGAAACGACGAAACAUAGAAUGGCUGUGGCUGAGGAAAAUCAGAAAAACAAAUGUACUCGAGAAAUAAAACCUAAUCAAACAGACAUCGGACGGCGAGUAAAGCUGAAACCAUCGAGUAAUCGUCUGAGUAACAUUCCUAGCAAUUCUUCUUCAAGUUCUACGUCUUCGAUAACACCAUACAACAAACGUGAUUCAUUUCACCUCAAUUCAGCAGCUUCUGCAUCAAAUUCAACUAGUGUUUUAAAUAGUAGUAGUAAUAAUCUUACCAAUAAUCAUGGUGCGACGUCUGCGUCGUCGCCAUCGCUCAAGGCGACAAAUGGGAUGACGACGGGGAGUCGAAGUCUCGGUGUCGCCGCCGGAGUGAAUGGUGGUACCCAAGUGUUUGGAAGUGGAGCAAGUAGAGUGCCUAAUAGAGUUGCCAAUCGGAGUAAUCAGAGUUCAUCUUCACGAGGUGGGAAUCCCGACAUCAUGAAGAGAUCGAUAAAAGAAAGGCUGAUUCACUUAUUAGCGUUAAGGCCGUACAAAAAACCUGAAUUGUAUGCAAGAAUAGUCAGUGAGGGAGUCAAGGACCGUGAUAGGAACAACAUUAAGAAUAUUCUAACGACGAUAUCUUACCUAAGAGAUAAUACUUAUCAUCUGAACCGACACAUAUGGAACGAUGUGCACGAAGAUUGGCCAUUCUACACGGAACAAGAUAGGCAGAAUCUUAAGAGGCGAAAACCUCAGAAUCUAACACCACCACUGAGUUCCGAUGGGGGCUCGUCGACAUCUGGCCAAAGUCCGACGAGUACGCACAAUGGUAGUCCGCCACCGGCUGUGAAGCGGCCAGCAAUGAACAGUGACAAAUUUUUGGAGGGUCCUGUGAGCAAAAAGACACGAAUAAGUAGAGUUGGGAAUGCCAAUCAUGAUGCGAGGCGAGGAAUGACUGACUCUCGAGACUCUGCCAAUAUGAAUCCUCGCUCAAGGGAGCAUCAUGAUGACAUACGAUCCUCUAAUAGUUACUAUGGUUCCAAUUCGACCCCAACAACACAAGAGUCUGAGGAUAGUGGAUUGAGUUUGAGUUACUCAGUUUUGCGAUCAGAUGCAGCACAACGGUUCCUGUCAUCGAGUUCAUCGUCAGCGGAUACCGAAGCGCAGCAUCAUCAUCGGUAUGGGGAGGAUGUCAAUGAUUUAAGGAAUGAUGCCGGGAAACUCAAUGGAAGCGCUCACGAUUUCACCAGUCAAUUCAGGAGGAUAGAAUCAAUUGAACAGAGGAGGGAAUAUAAGUCAAUAUUCGAUAAGGAAUAUGCGGAAUACCGUAAAUUGCAUGCUGACAUCGAUCAGGUAUCGAAGAAGUUUGCUGAACUGGAGGAGGCUCUCAGGUUUGAGGAGAAGAGACUUCGGCGGGAGGAACGAGAUGAUCUGAAAUAUCGUGUUAGGGAAAUUCAAAAGCGAAUUCUCAACGAGUACAAAGAAACCAUGCGAAACAGGAAUCAUUUGGAGUCAAAGAAACGGUUUCAAUAUUUACAUCAGAAACUGUCGCAUAUCAAGAAGCUUGUCAAUGAAUUUGAUCUAACGCUCACCAAUGGCAAUGGUAUUCUCACGCAUUCGGGCUACUGACGAUUAGUUAUCGUUAUUGCAACUGUUGGUGUAUACAAUUGAGGAUUGAUGAUUACAGGAUGACACAAAGACACACACAGCCACAUAAUUACGUAAGAAAUUUCUCUCUUUCGUGUUUGAAGGAAAAACCAAGAAUGGAAAAAUCGAGAAAAAAAAAUAAUUUUACGUGCUAUACGGGAGGAAAAGUAUCCGUGUUUGAAAAAGAAUAAUGCAAUUAAUGCACCAUCAAUUUGCAUUCCGUCAUCGUCCCUUUUGGAAGAGAAGAAAAAAGAAAGAAAUGAAAAAACAGUGAGAGACACACCCGCAUCGUUAUUUUUUAAAGAUUAAAAGAAAAAAAAUAAGCCAACACUCUCUCCAUUAUGAUUAUGAGUUGUUUUUUUGGUUCAGUUUUCUCUCCCUUCUUGUUUCUUUUUGCUUUUGCAAUAAUUUUACCAAAAAAAAAAAUGUAAAUGCAAAAAUGAACAGAAGCAUAAAAUGAGAAAAAAUACUGUUAAAGAAGAUGAAGAAGAAGAAAAUAAUGUUUAAAAAAAAAAAGGAAAAGAAAUGGAGAAUCGAAGAGAGGAGCAUACACCACGAGAAUAAUGAUUUAAACAAUGACGACUCUGGCCAUUCUGAUUAUUUAUGUUUUAAUUAUUAAAUAAUAUUUUUAUUAAUUAAUUUUUAAUAAUGUACAUAAUGUGAAAUGAGUAUACAGUUACAUUUAUAAAUAUUUGCAAAAUACAUGUGAAUUCGUUCUUGAAAAAACGCAAACAGCAUGCAAAUACACACGAGACAGAUUUUAGGGUUAGUUAGUGAGAUGUUUUUUUGAAUGAUGAAAGUGUAGAAGAAGGGGAAAAAAACUAGGAGAAAAUGCUAUUUGAACGUAUUGAAAGGAGAAAAAAAAUUGAAAAGAUGCAAUUCUUAUCAAAUUGAUGCACAUUUUUUCUUGGGAUUAACUUUAAUUUUUCCAUUAGGGUUUUGUGUUUUUUUUGCGCAUAAUUAAUUGCAAUUAUUUCUGUUGAUGAUGAAUGCUGAAGAAUAAGAGUACAGAAAAAAAAAUAAUUUGAAUAUGUAAAGAAUAUUGGGAGGAUGUCGUAGGAAAUAUCGUUAGGAAAACGAAUUUUCCAAUGUGAAUUAUUUGUUAAAAAUAUUUUAAAAAUGUUUUUUUUUAUUUGAAAUAAAGGAAAAUAAUAAAUCUGUUUUUGGAAUGUAAAUGGGAAUAAAAUCGAAGGUUUUGAGAAAUUUUGAACAAAAAAAAAUAUCGGGGAAUUGUCUCCGGAAUCUUGGAAGAGUCUCCAGGGGAAACUUCCAAGGAAGUCUUGUGGAUGUUCCAUAAUUUUUCUUUGGAUACUUCAAAGUUUUCUAAAACGAUUACUUAAAAAAAUUUCAAGAAUAAUUUUCCAAAUUCUUAGUUUAUCAUAAAUAUUUUUAUUGUGUCUAUGAAUGACAUGUCCAUGGAUGUCGUAAGUUUUUUUCCACAGGGUAUUUCCCUGUGAAUCUUUUUCCAUAAUUUACAGUGAUCUAUCGCACAGAAGAUUUUUGGGAUUUCAUCAUCAACAGAUUGUUUUUAAUAUGAUUCCUUGUUAACCAAUAAAAUUCUUGUCAUGUAUAAAAAAAAAAGUUAAUAUUUUCGUGCAAUUUUAUAAACAAUUUCUUCAGUUAUUAAUUUCUGUGUUGUUCCCCAUAAAAGAAAAAGACAAGAAAGAAAGGAAAAAUGGAUGAAAAUAGAAGAGAAAGAAUGAAAAGGAAAUGUGGAGAAAUUAACGUGAUAUGGGAUUUUGUAGGUUUAUUAAAAUGUGCAAAACAAUUUGAGUAAAAAAGAAAAGGAAAUUUAAUUAAAAUAAUCCUGCCAUAUGGUUCUCUCCCUAUAUUGACAAAAUGUGUCAUAUUUAUUAAGGAAAAAAAAUGAAGUUUUAAAUUUUUUAAAAUCAAUCAAACACAGUUUAAAAGAUUAUUAUUCGUCCAAACUUCCAUACAAUGCCAUCUUUUUUAGCAAUAUCUAUGCCACACGCGGGGGUGAUGAAUGUUACUUUUGUUAAAUUGAUGAAGAAGAAAAAAAAUGUUUUUUUUUUGUUUUCAGUAACUUGAAGAAAGAUUUUUGAAACUUCCACAAACUCUUAAAUUUUCCACGAAGAAUUUUCACAAUUCUCUUGAAAUUUAUUGCAAAACUAUCAUUGAUUCCCAUUAAAUUAUUCUUUUUCUUUAAUAAUUAAAAAAAAAUGUUCCUAAAAGGUCUUUAAAAGACAGUUAAGAUUUGCAAUAAUUAUCUUGGGAAAUAAAAUGAGAAUUCCACGGAAAAUUUCCACAUUGUUUUAAAAGAGAAAUUUUCAAAGACUUUUGUAAAAAAAAAUCCGUUAAAAAAUAAAUUUUUCUUUUAAAAAUUUGUGGAAAUUUUUCAACCAAAAGAAAAGUUUUUUAGAUAAAAUUCUAAUAGACAAAAGUAACAUUGCACCGCACCCCCUUUGUCCUCAAUCGGUUGACUAAUUUUCUUUUCUCUGUCCACCAAAUCAAUGAUAUAGAAAAAAUGAAGUUUUUUCUUUAAAAUAAACACAAAAGCCAUCCAAUUCGUCUAUAAAAAAGAACAAAAGUCCAUGUAAGAGGAAGAAAAGAAAUAUUAUUUACGGAAAACAAAAAAAUGCCAACCAUCCAGCAAAAACUUUUUAAAAAGGGAAUUUUCAAUUCGGCCAAAUUGUUUUUAAGAAGAACCCUGCGUUCUUUUAUAGUAGAGUGUGUCGUAGCACUUUCAGGUCGUCCAUUGAUAACUUUUUCAGUCCCCCGACCCCCUCCUGAGAAGUUAAAUGAAAAACAAAAGGAAUUGAGUUGGAUUCUGUUGGAAAUCUUUUUUAUUUUUCUUUUACAAAUUGUCAGAUUUGAUAGAUUUAAAAAAUUAUGGCACAUUUGGACCUAUCAAGGACAACAUCUAAUUGCUAUAAAAUUGAUGGACGGUGCCCUCAUUUUCCUUAAAUGACAGUAGCGGUGGAUUUCGAAAGCUUAUCGAUUUAUAGCUAUUGGGAGUAGACUCUUAAGGGCAAGCUUCUAACUGCUAUACACACAAAAGCUUCCGAGAUUUCACAUCAGAGACAGCUGUAGGAAAAUGAGGGCGCUGUAUGUCAAUUUUAUAGUUCUAAGAUAUUGACAUUUAGCUAAGACACCUUCGUUCUAAAAAAAAGUCUUUUUCUUAUUUUCUUCUUGAAAAUUCCAAAAAGUGUAAUUUUAAUUAUAAUUUAAGAGUAAUUCUAAAGUUUUUUUUUUAAAUCAUUUUCCGGUACUUAUCUUGACUAAAAUGGAUACUAUAAAAUAUUUUUUGCUACAAUACAAAAUAUAUUUAAAAAAAAAUACAUACAAAAUGAGAAAAACUGAAAAGAUUUUCCACAGAAUCAACUUUGUAAUUUAAAUUAUUUAAAUGUGUUUUAUUGUUUCAUAUUCUUCGUUAGAUAAAAAAAAAGUUAAAUAGAGACCAAAGUAUAGAAAAAUAGUUUGUGUGGGAAACAAGAAAAUUAACCAAAAGAAUCAUCAAACUUUUAAGAAAAAAAAUCAAGAAAACCAUCUUGCAGAUAUUUUCUGUGGGUUUUUCAAAUUGACAAAGAAAAUGUAGAAUUCUACAGAAUUUAAAAAGAAAGAAACUUGAAAUUAAAAUAUAUUAUACAAUAUUCUAUAAAUUUAAAGAGAAAAUAACCAUAAUUUAUUAUAAAUGUAUUUGGAUAAAAAAAAACAGAAGAUAUACAAUUGUAAAAUAUUUUUGUAUAAAUAUCUCAUGAUAGACACAUGAUUUUGUGUCUCAACAAAGUGAAAGUCAUAAAUUAUGUAAAAAUGAAAAAGGAAUAGGUUAGGUUUAGAAAAUUAUAGGGAACUGUAUUUGAGCAGAAUUUUUAUGGUUGGAUGAAUAUAAAUAUUAUGAACUGAAAGAAAAAAAAAUUAAGCAAUUUUGCCAUUUUUAACAGCUUCCUGAGAAAUUUCUUUUCUUCCUUUAUUUUAUUAAUUUUUUUUUACCUUUUGUUCUUUUAGCAUGCAGACUGACUUUCUUUUGUUCAAUAUUUUUUUUCCAGAAUUUUCUUUGCUCACAAUGUCAAAAUAAAUUUAUUCGUUGAAUUAGAAAAAAAAAUAUAUAAAUGAAAAUAUUUUUGAAAUUUUAGCCAUAACACAAGUGCUAUAAAUUUGACAUAUAAUGUCCAUUUGACAGUAUCUUGUAUGACACGAUUAAAUUUGACAUUUAAUGGCUAAAUGACAGUACUUGCUUGACAGUUGUCCGUUUUCCUUUCUCAAAAUGCUUCAUCAAGUGCUUCCUUAUACGGAAAUUUUUCAUUCAAAACUGUUCAAAAUAUUAUUCAAUUUUAAAAAUUAAGAAUUAAAAUAAAAUUUUCAUGAAACUUCCCCAGUUGGGUUGAAAAAGGAAACCUUUCGACCUUUUCUUAGAUAAUUUUUCUUAUUACAAAGGAAUGUUGCUAAUUUAUAAUUUUUUUGAUUUGUUUGUUGUUUUCACUGCUUAUCUGCCUUCCAACUCUUAAAGUAAUAUUUAUAUUUAAUAAAAAAAAAAAAACUAAUAGAGAAUUUCAGAAAAAAUUUUAAGAAAAUUAUGUUAGGAAGAAAAAUAAUUUGUAAAUAUUUGCACAAUGGAAAAAAAAUUAAAAGAGUUUGUAUAUUAAAUAUCAAAACAAAAUGAAACUUUUCUCAAAAAAAUAUCAACAAGCUAUUUAAUGAAAAAAAAUAUUGCUCAUAAAAAGUAUAUAUUUAGUAACAUAAUAAGCAAACUGAUCAGAACUUAUGCAUAAAAAAUAUAUAUUUUGGUUUUUAAAUGAAUGGGAAAUUGUGAGUAAAAUGAAAAAUAUGGAAGUUUUUACAGGAAUUAUAGAAAAAGAAAGUUUUUAAAAUGAGAAAAUAUUAACCAAAAUGGAUAUCUUAUGACUUUCUAAAGACAUUUUGAAUACAACGUGAAUUUUUUCACUGAAAACAUUUUUUGCAGCAAACAAAAAUAAAUCAGAAAAAAAUAAUUUUUAAAAUUUACUUAAAGAGAAAACACACAAGCACUCAAAUGAAAAUUAAAUAACUGAAAAUUCUCAAUCUUUUGUAAUUACCAACAAGGGGAGAAAAAAAAUUAGAAAAUAUUCUUUUUUUUUUUUGUUUAAACAAAUUGAAAAAUCUUAUUGAGCAUUUUUUCCACAGAGAGCAAUGAAUAUUUAAAUGAGGGGAAAAAUGGAAUAAACAUUCAACAGAAAGUUAAACUGUGUAAAUAGUGCAAGAAUUAUUUGUCACGAUCACUGUUAGGAAAGUCAAAAAUGUUUUUUUUUCUUUUUAAAAAAUUAACAAUUCAAUUUAAGAAGUUACUUUUUAUGGCAUCGGAAAAAAUGAAGGAAUCUCACGAUAAUUCGAAAUGCCAUUUAAACGUCACUAUGUCAUUAUUGACAGGAGGCCAUUUUGAAUUUAUUCUCCAAACUAACCUUAAAAAAUUCCUUAUUUAUUUUCUUUUGACUUUACUUUCCAGUGAUUGUGAUUAGUAAAAACUAAUUUUCAGACUGUAGAAUUUCUAGUGGAAUACAACAUUUAAAUGAAAAUAUUACAAUUUCUAUUGUCUAAAGUCUUUGUAGAGAAGAAAAGGAAAGAAAAACAUGUUAUUGUAUUAAAAACAAAACAAAAACAAACGUAGGUUUAAUCUCAAGAAACUUGCGCAUGAGAUAUUUAAGUGAAUGAAAAACCCUUAAAAGAAUUUUUAAAACGAGAGGACCAUGGGUGAUGAUAUUUGCCAUUUAAUAAGUCUCCUUCUUAUGCAAAAAAAAGAAAGAAAUGAAACCAUUUUGAGGAAUGAGACCUCUUUCGCGGCUAUUUUUGUACAUUUCUAGUGAAGAAGAAGAAGAAAAAUCUUUCCAGCAUCUUUGCAAUUUUUGGGUGGAAUGAUGAGAGUUUUUCUUUGUUAUACUUUUUAAUAAAUCAGGGGGUAUGUUGUGGUGAAAACUCCUAUAAAAAUAGAGAUUAUUUGUCAAAAAUUUGAUAUUUGUCUAAAAAUUUGACAUUUGUCUCAAUUUUGACAUUUGCAAAUGUCAAAGGACUUCCUGUCAAUUUCAAUGUCUCCUCAUUUUUAAUUUUAUUAAACUUUUUUUGUGCAAUAGUUGUUUUUUCAAACAUUUCCAUAGACUUUAUAAAUAAAUCUACAUACCUACAAUGAAAAGUAAAUUCACCACACAACCUAUUAGGGAAAAUUUUCAAUUAAAAAAAAACUUUUAUUUGUACGUUUUUACUAUUCCUUACAAUAUGUAAUAAAUUAAAUGAAUGAAAGAGGAAAGAAAAACCUCCCCAUGGACCAUUAGAAGUGGGAAGGUUUGCCGAAGGAAAAAAAUCUACCAAAUAUGUGAUAAAAAAUAAUAUUUUCAAAAGGAAAUUGAAGUAAAAAAAAUGUACUUUUCCCCUUAAAUGAAAAAAAAUUUAGUAAUAGAAAUUGAGAAAAAAAAGAAGGAGAUUCUCGAUAACUGAUGCAUAACAAAAAAUAGGAUAAAUACAACAUAAGUUGCCAAAAAAAAUAAUAAAGAAAACACACACAGAGUAUGGAAAGAAACAAUGAUAGUUGGUGGGAAAAGAAAUUGAUAAAAAAGAAUGGAACACAUAAUAAUAAAACAGAAAA